AUGAAUAUUUUGAUUUUAACUAAGAAUCGCUUUUUUAUAUUCAACAAAUCUUUUUGCAGGUUCGAAGCGGAGAUCGCCUCACAGUCUUCUCAUGUCCAGGUAAAUCAUUCGCUUUCUUCGACCCUUCAUUACACUCAACCUUCCACAUUCGCCAUGCCCUAUGUGCCAGGCUCGCAAUUCGCGUCUCCCGGUUUAAUGCCACCAAAUCAUCUUUUAAGUCAUCAAACGGCCCCUGGCGUGUACAUGCCUCAGACAUACGCAAUGGGACCCACCUACAUGUCGCCAGCUGCUCCACCUCCGGUGUGUCAGGCGCCGCAAACGGUGAUUUCUGCUCCCCCACAGAUGGCUGCGCCUUCGGAGUUGGCGGCGGCAGUUCGAGCGAAUAGGGAAGCAGAGGCGGCGGCGAAAUUGGCCGCUUCUGAAGACACCUUUGACGUUGAUGAUGACGUUACUCGCGCUCUUCUUGCUGCAGCCGCUGGAGUCACCUACAACAACCAAACAACUCAGACCUCCUCCUCUACAUCGUCCGUAACUUCGAGUAACAAGACCGUUGUGGUGCCUCAAAGUCUCCUUCCCGCUCAGCUCCUGUCCUCAACCCAACGCACGAUCCCCCGCGUUCCACUUGUGCCCGGUGGAAGCGCCAGUGGCAGCUACCUGGACAGCUCGACAUCCCUGCCGAUGCGGUCAAAGAGCAGUCUGACGGAGGAGCCGUAUUCUUUUCAGAAGAAGGUCUACAAACGCGUCGCUGCUGGCAUGGUUUGGGAGGAUCCAACUCUUGGCGACUGGGAUCCAAAUGACUUCCGGAUAUUCUGCGGUGACCUUGGAAACGAGGUGUCUGAUGAUACCUUGAUUCGUGCCUUUUCCCGGUACCCGUCCUUCCGCAAGGCCAAGGUCAUUGUGGACAAGCGAACGGGCAAAUCACGUGGCUACGGGUUCGUCAGUUUCUCCGAUCCGAACGACUUUACCCGCGCUAUUCGCGAAAUGAACGGCAAGUAUGUCGGGAAUCGGCCAAUCAAACUUAAGAAGAGUGACUGGAAGAAUCGACAGCUUGAGACCUACCGAAAGAAGGAGAAGGCGAAGAAGAAAUUGGGCUUAAAAAUUUAA
Molecule: messenger RNA, 1104 nt
Organism: Mesocestoides corti
Lineage: Eukaryota; Metazoa; Platyhelminthes; Cestoda; Cyclophyllidea; Mesocestoididae
Source: the annotation of a GenBank genome assembly